AUGGGCAAGUUCCGAGGCAGUAACAUCCUCGGCGAUCCGUUCGCGCUUGCGACCGUCUCAAUCUCAAUUCUGGCAUGGCUCAUCGCCUUCAUAGCAUCCAUCAUUGCAGAUGUACAAGAUACAGAUUAUCCUAACUACAAUUGGUGGGCCAACUGCUACAUGUUCUGUGUCAUCGUGGGUCUGACUGUGACCUUUGGUACGGACACGGGCCACGUAUAUGGCGUCGCGAUCGUCGGCUACCUUGCCUGCGGCCUCGUCCUGACAUCCACGAGCGCAAACAACCUAAUCUACAAAAAUCAAGGCUCCAUGCAAGCUGCCGGCGCAGGCUUCAUUCUACUGUCUAUGGUUGUUAUCAUCUGGAUUUUCUACUUCGGCUCCACACCGCAGGCCACCCACCGUGGCUUCAUCGACUCCUUUGCCCUGAACAAGGAGCGCCCCGCCGAACAAUCCUACCGCGGUAGCCGCCCUAUGUCCAGCGCAUUCGGCGCUCGUCCAGAGACCAUGGCAACCGGCAACACCCCGCAGAUGUACACCUCUGCCCAUCUAGGUGGCUUCGAAACCUCGUCCCCUGUCUCCGGAUACCCCGGUGGCGCGCCCGGCGCCGAACGAACUUCUUCUGCGCCUCGCUUCGGCACCCCCAACCCUCAAAAUACCGGCAACGGCGAGCAAGAAACGACCGAAGUACCCCAGCCUACCGACUACCCAUAUCGGGCCAAGGCGAUCUACUCAUACGACGCCAACCCCGAAGACGCCAAUGAAAUCAGCUUUGCCAAGCAUGAGAUCUUGGAGGUAUCCGAUGUGAGCGGCCGAUGGUGGCAGGCUCGGAAGCAAAAUGGAGAGACCGGCAUUGCGCCCUCGAACUAUCUGAUCCUUUUGUGA
Molecule: messenger RNA, 879 nt
Organism: Penicillium paradoxum
Lineage: Eukaryota; Fungi; Ascomycota; Eurotiomycetes; Eurotiales; Aspergillaceae
Gene: sho1
Product: osmosensor SHO1
Exons: 3
Coding region: 1-879 (292 amino acids)
Molecular function (GO): protein binding
Source: RefSeq, a predicted model, not a curated record